Siniperca chuatsi (mandarin fish) is the source of this 3165-nucleotide messenger RNA. RefSeq names its product actin related protein 2/3 complex inhibitor (gene arpin). NCBI's taxonomy places the organism in Eukaryota, Metazoa, Chordata, Actinopteri, Centrarchiformes, Sinipercidae. Gene Ontology annotation, biological process: negative regulation of actin nucleation. The coding region runs from base 81 to 761 and encodes 226 amino acids. The transcript has 6 exons. The record is from RefSeq and is a predicted model, not a curated record.
AUGUAGGAACAGGAAGUAAGGAAACAGGAAAAGUAUCGGAGAAAGGAACAGUUACAAUAUUACAAUACAGUUUGUGAAAGAUGAGUCGAAUUUAUCACAACACGUCUUUACAGAACAAACCAGUACACAAUGAGAAAUUUGACCGUGUGUGGUGCCCCUCUAUGUAUGAAAGGGGCCAAGGGAUUCUUCUAGAAGGAAAGCUGCUGGAUGUUUCCAGACAUGCGAUCAGUGAUGACAACAAUCAAAAGGUCCGUUUCUAUGUGCUGUACAUCAAACCCAGCCGCAUCCAUCAAAGGAAGUUUGAUGCUAGCGGGAAGGAGAUUGAGCCAAACUUCAGUGACACCAAAAAAGUCAACACUGGUUUCCUGAUGUCCUCCUACAAUGUUGAAGCUAAAGGGCAAUCAGACCGUCUGUCUGAGGAGCAGCUGUCAGUGAUGGUGAACAAAGCUGAGCUGGUGAAGAUAACUGACAAGCACCGACCCAUUGGGACCUGGGCCUUCUGGUACUCAGAGUCAGAGAUGCACCAAACAGAGCUGGAAACAGGACAGGACUUGCGGCUGAAGACCAGAGGAAACAGUCCUUUCAUAUUCUCCUUAGCCAAAGUGGAUGGCAGCACAGUGACCAUGUGUAACUUUGCUGGAGAUGAAAAGGCCGGAGCAUCAUGGACAGACAAGAUUAUGGCCAACAAAGCAGAUGCAGUCAGCACUCAGAAGCCCGGAGGAGAAGGAGAGGGAGCAGAGGAGGAUGAAUGGGAUGAUUGAGGAAACCGUCUCUCCCAUCAGCCGGAACUCAUGGCCCUAUUCCAGUCUCCAGGUUGAACUGCUUAAACUUGGCUCUGUUCCUGUCUCCCUUUCUUUAGAUGGACUCCAACAAUUCACUGGGGUACUGAACCUCUUACAUAUGUGGCCUUGGGGCUGGAAACCUUGCAUCAUUUCUACAGUAUGGGACUAGACUCUGCCAUUUCCACAGAGUGUAUCUGGCUGUUAGCUUUGAUGCAGACCGUUUCUUUGGAACUUCACCCUUCUCUUGUAUACUUUGGAUCACAGCCCUACUUUUAUAUGACUGGAAUUUGAGCACUGCAUUUUCAGUCUUUCUUGGCUUAUUCUUCUACUCUUGCCUGUUUGUGUCCAAGUGUAAUCCAGAGUGCAUAUGUGUGAUUUUUCUGCAUAACCUGGUAUUAAUUACAGUCCCUCUUGUUUUUCAGCACACUUGUUGGUCCUUCCAUACUGUAAUUUAAGUCCUGCCUAGAGAGACACACACGUUUUAAACACAAAGAGCUGUUUCAUAAGCUCAGUACAUUGGUUUAGUUCUGUGUGACAACUGAAGUAUUUGGAAAUGCUUUUGCCCACCUGACAGCUACAUUCCACCAAUAUACAGUUUUAUUUGGGAACCCACGUAAUGUAGGAAUGAAGAAAAUCCAUUAACAGAACAAAACUUUGCAAGCUCUCUUGAGGGGUUGUUGUAAUGUCGUCUACAGGUGAUUAUUCUUUCUUGGCUAGUAUGCCUUCCUGUAAUUGAUUGUAUGUGUAGUGGGAGACACAUUUAAACUUCACAGACAUCAGUCACCUUUGUACUGUAAAAGCAUUUAGAAAGAGCUAUUGAUGUAAUUCCAAAUUAUAGAGAAAUAUGCAAAUUAUAAUUAAAAAUUAAUUGUAUUAUUAAAUAAUUUCAUAAGCCAGUUGGUGACAAGUGUCACAUAUUUUUUUCCAAAUAAUAUUCAUAUAUAAUAUCUAAAAUUAAAGACCUCCUAUAAUUUGGCAGUGCUGAAAAUGUAAUUGGGAAAAAUGACUUUAGGUACAGAGGAUAGGGCACAUUUUUUAUUACCCACGUUUCCCUGGAAUAUUAAUCUGCCCAAAAUCACAUUUCCCUCAGAGUGCUUAAAUAUGGCACCCAAGAGCAAUAUAACAAAAUUAGGGAGUUUAUCUUGAAAUGAAACUGCAGAAAUAUUUCAGCAACUGGCGAAUACAAAGAACUGUUUUAAAAAUUGUAAAACUAUAUUUACUUAUAUCUGAUUUAUCAAAGUAAUAAUGCAAUGCCUAUUGCUGCUCGCAACCCCUGAAAACGUGGCUCCAAAUAUUAAGCAUUUCUCUUUAACAUAAAUAUUCAUGACUAAAUCAGCAGGAAUCAAAGUUAAAAAAGCAUCUUCAGGUAUUAUUUUAGUUAACACUCAAAAACUCAGCUAAUCUGCUUCAUCAGGACAGUGUAGGUGUGGUUUGAUCAGAUUUGAGUGACAGUGACCAAACAACCCACCAACUAUCAAAAUGUUCCAACUUCAAACCAGUGAGAAGAGAAAAAAUGAAACACAGACAUUUCUCAUUUGAAAUUAGAAAAACUGUGCAGAAAAUAGCUGAUAAAUUAACAGCUGAUCUCCAUGACACCACAUCAACAGGAACUGGACAAGUGGUAAUUUGAUGGAUUCUUACAUGUAUAUUGACACCUGGCCUGAUCUUUUUUCGCCCUGUUCCUCCAACUGUAUUUCACUUGCAUUAAAAUUGAGUAUUGCUCCUAAACAUGAGCAGGUACUUAGUGGGUGUUCCACAGCAUUGAAAACAGCAUUACAGUUUGCCACAGCUUGUUAUUUUCAACUGUUACAUUAAAGUUAUUUCUCUCUUGAAUGUGCAAUUGUGCCACUAUAUAUUGCCAAAUGUCAGUUGUUAAUGGAUUACAUUAAAUGUUCAUUCAACAAUAAUACUCAGAAACAAACUUUUGAGGCAAUCUUAGGAGUACAUACGAAGUAUAGAAAGACUGAAAUGGAGGCAAACAGACACAGAUUAAAUCUAGGUGGAGUAAGUUACUAUGAAGACAUGUCACAUGACUUUAUAUACAGCAGUGAGGUUUUCACUUCCACUCCAAAAAGGAGAGGAUCCAGUGACACAUUUUGAAUUCCUACAGAACAGAACAGCAAUAGCUGUAGUCUAUAGCUCUUGCGCAUAGUGAUGAGAAAUAGAAAGUGUGCAUGUGUGGGCGUGCAAGAGAGAGGGAGCAUGACAAGCCAUACCGAUAUCUUGAUAUCUGUACAUUUAUGCAAAUAAACCCGUCAUCUUCUCUGUCAAGGGACAUGGUCAUUGGCUGUUUUUUGGACAAUAAACAUAGGCUAAUGACCUGUAUUAUUUUCACCAGGUAAAACAAAAAGGACAUGUACUGGAUUAAAGGACUCAUAUUUAA